CUUUCUUCAAUACUUUUAGUAGUUAUAGAAGACGUAUAAUAUUCAACUAAAUUUUAUAGAUUACCUAAUUUUAUUACAAAUCGAAAUUUUGAGUUUCAUCCAAGCUACUCAAAUCUGUAUCUACGUAUAAAAGACAAUCGUCUAGUAAUCCAAUUAACGUAAAUAUCACAAUUAUGAUUAAACUUUAUUCUUUAAAGCAACAUAAAAAAGACGGUGAAACUCCAAAGUCAGGGAAUCAAAAGAAAGCAUCUGCUGCUCAUCUUAGAAUAACAAAAGAUUUAAAUGAACUUACUUUACCGAAAACAUGCACUACUGAAUUUCCUGAUCCGGAUGAUUUAUUAAAUUUCAAAUUGACCAUCUGCCCUGAUGAAGGAUCAUAUAAAGGAGGAAAAUUUAAUUUUAGUUUCAAAGUUGGAGUUAACUAUCCGCAUGAACCGCCUAAAGUAAAAUGUGAAACAACAGUUUACCAUCCAAACAUAGAUCUAGAUGGCAAUGUGUGUUUGAACAUAUUACGCGAGGACUGGAAGCCAGUACUGACCAUUAACAGUGUUAUUUAUGGCCUGCAGUAUUUGUUUUUGGAACCUAAUCCAGAAGAUCCUCUGAAUAAAGAAGCUGCAGAUGUUUUGCAGAAUAACAAAAGGUUGUUUGAUAUGAAUGUUCAAAAAGCAAUGAGAGGUGGAGUUAUUGGCAAUACAUACUUUGAGAAGUGUUUAAAAUAAUGAAAAAGUGUGAUCCUACUCAGACAAUGUUGCAAUUAUGUUUAUGCUAAUAAGGAUUGAUCUUUUUCGUGCAAACUUUGUAUGAAAUAAAAAAUGUAAUUCUUAUAUUGUAAUAUUCAUUUUUUGUCUCUUAA
Rhopalosiphum maidis (corn leaf aphid) is the source of this 853-nucleotide messenger RNA. RefSeq names its product NEDD8-conjugating enzyme Ubc12 (gene UbcE2M). The record is from RefSeq and is a predicted model, not a curated record. The coding region runs from base 174 to 719 and encodes 181 amino acids. The transcript has 4 exons. Lineage: Eukaryota; Metazoa; Arthropoda; Insecta; Hemiptera; Aphididae.